AAAAAGUUUCUAAAAAAGUGUAUGAUAAUCGAGUACGACAAAAUAAAUUUUAGAAAUGAUGAAAUUGACGGCUGUCGUGUUGUGCACAUGAAGACACUUGCUCAUCAAUUGCGAUGCAAAAAGUGUUCAUCGGUGCUUUCCUUGGAGGAUAUUUCUGAAGAGAAGAAAUCUGGACUGGCUUCAAGCCGUAUUAGAUUAGUAUAGUUUUGAAUAAUCAUAACGAUCUGUUUUAUCUAUAUUAAAUCUGUAUUAAAUACAAAUAAAUAUGUUUUUCGAUAAUAAAAAUGUGGUUUUCAGGUGUUUUGAAUGGAGGUAUGGGGUACACCCAUUUGAAUAAAUUUCUAAGUGCUCUAAAUAUUCCAGAAAUGCAUUGGAACACCUUCAAAACCUACGAGAAAGAAGUUGGAAAAGCUAUCGAAGAAUUGGGUCGAGAUAGUUGCAAGAGAGCGGUUCAAGAAGAGAGAGAGCUUACCAUAAAAAAUCACGAAAAAUUAAGAAAAUUAUUACCCAGUCACUUCCAGAGAGGGUAUAUUUUUCCGGAUGUAUCAGCUGAACAGGAAAGAAGAGGAGCAAUUUCUGAUGAUAAUGUCGUACGUAUAGCAGCCUCAUUCGACAUGGGUUGGCCAACUAAAGGAAGCGGAAAGAGUUAUGAUAGCCUUUCUGGAACAGGCGAAUUGAUUGGUUAUUUUACCAAUACAGUGCUCUCAAUAGUCGUGUUGAAUAGAAAAUGCCGAAUGUGCGAUCAAGGACAUUCUAAAGAAACACACGACUGCAGAUUAAACUAUGAAGAAAGCGCUAAGUCUAUGGAGUCUGCCGCAGCGGUCAGACUAAUCAAAGACAAUCCAAUCUUAACCAAAUGUAAAGUCGAAGGGGCUAUUUUCAUAUCAGAUAAUGAUAGCAGUGCCAUUGCAGCUGUAAGGAAUGCUGUCAAUUAUGAAGUAGUCAAGGUAGAUGAUACCAACCACACAAGGGUGUCACUUCGACACUGUACAAAAUUAAGUCCAAAUUCAAAGAGCUGACCAACACAGUAAUUCAGUAUCUUGGAAAAUGUUUCAAUUACUGUAUUGCUCAGAAUGUGGGUAACAGCGAAUCAAUGCCUGCUGCUAUAAAAAAUAUUCCAGCUCAUUGUUUUAAUGACCACCAAAAUUGCGGCGAAUGGUGUGGAUUCCAUAAAAAUCCUAACACUUAUAAGCACUCGGUCAUCGGUGAUGGUCUGCAUGAACAAGAAUUAUACAUUGCUUUACGAAAUAUAUUCAACGAAGUCGGCGAAAAAUCGAUUAGAUUUUGUGGAGGAGCCUCGAGUAAUCCAAACGAAAGUUUCAAUGCAAGCAUAGCGAGCAAAGCCCCCAAAAGCCGGCUAUACGGUACGUCAUCAUCGUAUAAUUUUCGAGUUUCACUUGCAUUAAACCAAAAAAAUGAUGGCGAACAGUCUAUAAUUGGGUUGGCAGAUACAUUGUUAGUAUCUCCAGGCAAAAAUACCUCAAAGUAUUGCAGAAAAAUAGAUGAAAUUGCUAUGAAGCGUUACAAGUAACUCCAAAGUUUAAAAGCAAUCGUAUCUUAUUAAAAAAAAAGAAAAACCAAUUACGAAUGAGAAACGAGUUUUCAGAAGGAACCACUUACAAGACUGACAUAGGAUUGUUCAAUGCUCUGGAUAUUCCGAUUCCACUCGCGGAUAUCAACACCGAGUUAUCGUCGAUUAUUGUUUUUUUCGAUUUGGAAACAAGUGGCUUUAAUGCAAGAGUUAAUAUAUUACAAAUAGCAGCCAAAUAUGAAGAAUAUGAGUUUUGUAUAUAUAUAAAACCCACGAUGAAAAUCAAGGAAGAUGCGAGUAUGGUUAACGGUCUACGAUAUAUCGAUGGAAAUUUGUAGUUGCACGGGCAUAUACUAGUAACAUCCUCACUGUUAGAUGCGAUGAUAUCUUUCUAUCAGUUUUUGUACAGUUUCAACAGAAAAUGUAUUCUAA
Chelonus insularis is the source of this 1963-nucleotide messenger RNA. RefSeq lists its product as uncharacterized. Bases 285 to 1019 code for a protein of 244 amino acids. Lineage: Eukaryota; Metazoa; Arthropoda; Insecta; Hymenoptera; Braconidae. The record is from RefSeq and is a predicted model, not a curated record. The transcript has 3 exons.